Molecule: messenger RNA, 1951 nt
Organism: Planococcus citri (citrus mealybug)
Lineage: Eukaryota; Metazoa; Arthropoda; Insecta; Hemiptera; Pseudococcidae
Gene: Zyx
Product: Zyxin
Exons: 10
Coding region: 263-1669 (468 amino acids)
Biological process (GO): cell-cell adhesion
Cellular component (GO): stress fiber; focal adhesion
Source: RefSeq, a predicted model, not a curated record
ACUUAGAUGUCUGUGCGUAUAAUCACAUCACCACUUUUUCGAAGAACAGAAAAUUGAAUCGAAUAGUUGUUGUUGGAAUAUGAUUGGAAUAUACAAAUAACUAAUGACACCGAGAAAGCACUUAGUAAUCGUUCAUGUCAUUGAUUGAUUGUACUAAGUAAUAGUCAUCGCAUUCUGGGUGUGGAAGUAAUCAAUGUAUGUAAGUAGAGAUAUACGUGCAAAAAAAUUUUAUCGUUUUUGAAAACACUUGAGCUGCAAAAGAAUGGCUUCCAAUCUUGAAGAACAAUUAGCUUCGUUGAAGCUGAGAAAUGACUCUGGUUUAUAUUCCAAUAAGAACAAUAUGAAUUCGGUAUUACCCAAACAGAAACAAUUUCAGCAGCCUGUUAUCCCUAAAAGUUGUGCUGUAAAUGGCCAAUGCGAACCGUGUUAUACGAGUCCAUUACAGAAUGCUAAACGAGCGCCUAACAUUCCAAUAUAUUCUAAUUUAGUUACUCCUCAACCUGAAAUGGGUAUCAAGUCCCAUUUAAAAAGCUCAAAACCUGACGAGAUAACGUACAGCAAUAUACAACUCAUGAAUAAGAAACCAUCGCCGCAUAUCUACAGUAAUAUCAACACGUAUAGCAAUUUACCUCCUUAUCCGCAUCUAGAACAUCCCGAUUUAUUGGAUGAUCUACCUCCACCUCCUCCAGAACCGUUGGAUUACGGGCAUUGUAAUUCUACAGCAUUUCCUCCUCCUCCGGAUGAUUUACCUCCUCCACCAUCUCCAGUCAGUUCUAGUUACUCGGAACUGCGACGAGCUACUCAAUUUCAGUCGCCAAAUUACCAACAAGAUUACAGCAAUUAUGGACCGUCUUCUAGAAGUUCUUCAACUUAUGAAUCCAUCUACGAACCAAUUAAUCCUCGUCCUCCUAGCGAGUUGUCAUCGCGGUCGAAUUAUUCGUUAUAUGGCAGCGCGAGUAAUACUCAGAGACGAUCUGCUAGUCGAAAUCACGAAGCUGAAGUAGAUGCUCUGACUGAUCUUUUAGUUCAUUCCAUGGAUUCUUCUCUUCCCGAUUCUGAUACUUUUGGCGAAUGCUGUAAAUGUGGUCAACGAGUUGUUGGUGAAGGAUCUGGAUGUACAGCGAUGAACGAAGUAUAUCAUAUUUCCUGUUUUACCUGUUGCCAUUGUGACAGUCCUUUACAAGGAAAACCGUUCUAUAGUUUGGAUGGUAAACCGUACUGUGAACAAGGAUACUUGGAAACGUUGGAAAAAUGCUCGGUUUGUCAAAAACCCAUUUUGGAAAGGAUUUUAAGGGCUACUGGUCGUCCUUAUCAUCCUCAUUGUUUCACUUGCGUGGUCUGUGGUAAAAGUCUGGAUGGUAUUACUUUCACCGUUGACGCAGCCAACCAAAUUCAUUGUAUCGAGGACUUCCAUAAGAAAUUUGCUCCUCGUUGUUGCGUGUGUAAACAACCUAUUAUGCCUGAGCCAGGUGAAGAAGAAACCGUACGAGUCGUUGCCCUUGAUCGAAGCUUCCAUAUUAAUUGUUACAAAUGCGAAGAUUGUGGUUUAGUUCUAUCUUCGGAAGCGGAAGGUCGAGGAUGUUAUCCACUGGACGAUCACGUUUUAUGUAAGAGUUGUAACGCUAAACGUGUUCAGGCGCUUACUUCGGUGAUUACUACAGAAUUGUGAAAUUUUUAGCCAAAUCAAAAAUACGAUUAACAUUCCAUGAUUUUUUAUUUCGCUUUUUACUUUUUUAAUUUUAUAUUCCAAUGUAACGAACAAAUUUUAAUAUUUAUUUAUGUCUUAAACGAGCUAUAUUUUGCUCCGGAUGCAAUGGAAAGUAUAGUAUUGAUAUAGUGAGAAAUUGUAGGUAUAAGCUUUUGCUUGAACGUCCAUUAUUGUUAUAAGUGAUGUGAACAUUAUAUUAUUAUUUGUUUUAAUACGAAUUAAAUUAUUGCUUUUAACGCUUUA